Molecule: messenger RNA, 3387 nt
Organism: Hydractinia symbiolongicarpus
Lineage: Eukaryota; Metazoa; Cnidaria; Hydrozoa; Anthoathecata; Hydractiniidae
Product: prolyl endopeptidase FAP-like
Exons: 29
Coding region: 253-2778 (841 amino acids)
Biological process (GO): proteolysis
Molecular function (GO): serine-type peptidase activity; dipeptidyl-peptidase activity
Source: RefSeq, a predicted model, not a curated record
CAUGAAACUUUUAAUAUUAAACACUUUUUUCUCACCGAUAUAGGCUUCGAAGGAAAAUCAAAAACGAAAAAAAAAGUUAGCUAUAAGAUUUUCCAGCGUGUUGAUGUUUUUUUUCGUGGAAUGAAAUAACCACUUAGUUUAUUCAAGUCGCACUGAUUGUGUACUGGCUUUGCCUUGAUGUAGAAUGCACAACGGAUUCACCAAUCUUUGAAAUCAUGAAUCGGUGAAAUGUUGAAAGAGUAAACAGUGGAGAUGUCAUCGCAUCAUCGGCAAGUGAGGAUAGAAAGCACAAGUGCAUCGGAUGAUCUUGAUUUCAAUGAUGUAACAUUUAUUGAUGUGGAGAGUAAACGCAUGCUUAACUCCAGAUACCGAUAUAGCGAAGGAUUAUCAAAUGGCUCCAGCCGAAAGUUAUCUAAACGACAAAAGGCUGUUCUGGUUUCAUUCAUUGCAAUAACUCUAGUUGUUGUCACUACUGUGACCAUUAUACUAACGCAAAAAAAAGAUUGGCUGACGUCGUCUACCAGAAUAACACGUGCUGAUAGAAAGUUCACGUUAGAUGAAGUAUUAAGUGGAAAAUACUCUUAUGAUUCUUACUCGACACAGUGGGUUUCAGAUCAGAAUUACCUACACAAUAAUGGGUUUGGAUCUUUACUACAAUAUAACAUGGAUACCAUGGACACAUCUGAAAUUUUAACACCUCUCGAAUUGUCACAAAGUCGUAUCGACAGAGUUAAGAAAAUCUCUCCUGACAAGAAAUGGUUUUUAUUCUCAAAUAACACUAAGUCUUUAUACAGACAUUCGUUUUAUGCUGACUAUUACGUUAAAGAUCUAAGUAAUGGAAAAAUUAAACGAAUCAAAACUCCAGAUGAUGAAUAUUCUGAGCAAAUUCGAUAUUGUGGAUGGUCUGAAAAAGACAAUGCACUUGUGCUGGUGUACAAAUGUAACAUAUAUUAUGCAGAGAAUGUUACUGAUGAUCGUAUGACGUAUUUUGAAAUUACAAAAGAUGGUGUUCCAAAGAAAAUAUUCAAUGGUGUACCUGACUGGGUGUAUGAAGAGGAGAUUAUUGCUUCGUCACAUGCGAUCGAGUUUUCUCCCGAUGGAAAGUACAUGGCUUACGUCACUUUCAAUGCCACGGAUGUUCCAUUUUAUAAAUUUCCCAUCUAUGGCUCUCCAUCUAAAUUAUACACAACUAUAGAAAAAAUUGCAUAUCCCAAGGCUGGCUAUCCAAACCCUACAAUAAAAGUUAACAUAAUUAACAUAGAAGAUGUAGUGGCACGAUCGAGUUCUACAGUAAGAGUAAGGUUACAGCCUCCAACACAGCUAAUGAAAGGUGAAUAUUACUACUCGGUGCUCCAAUGGAGUACAGACAACAAAGUUUUUGUUCAAUGGUUAAACAGAGCUCAAAAUGUGACAUACUGUAUGAUGUAUAGACCGACAGAGCCUGUGGGGACAGUCGUCGAGGAUCAUAAGACAACAAGUGGUUGGAUUGACGAUGAUUAUGUGAAACCACCGUUUGCUAAAGAUGGUAGCUACUAUAUCACCAUGUUACCAAAGAACAUCCCUGGAAAGGGAGAUUUUCGUCAUUUAGCCAAGGUCACCGUCAGUGCGACUGGCGGUACAACCACCUUUUUAACAAGCGGUGACUUCACAGUUCAAGACAUCAACUGCUUUGAUGCAGAUGAGGAAGUUGUUUAUUUCCGCAGCACUGAAUCUUCUCCGAAGUAUCGACAUGUUUACAGUUACAAUGUAACUACUAAAGAAAAGAAGUGUGUCACGUGCGGUUUAAUAAAAGAUUCCGACGGCACCGAUUGUACUUAUUAUUACCCUCAAUUUAGUAAACAAUGUUCGUGGGUGACACUCAUGUGUCAAGGACCUUUUGUACCCAUAACGAAUAUGUAUGGUGUAAAAAAUAAUCGAAGACUUAUUUUGACCAGUAAUAAUAACACUAAAGCAUCGUUAGCUGAGAAAGAUGUACCCAAAAAUAUAUACUACACAGUCAAAUCUGACGAUGGAAUUUACGACAUUCCCGUAAAGGAGACAAGACCGUUAAAUUUCGAUCGUAACAAAAAAUAUGCUGUGUUAUUUGAUGUAUAUGGCGGUCCAAACACGCAAAAGGUGUUGGAUAUGUUCGCUUUACAUUUCAAUGAAUACUUAAUAACUAAUUUUGAUAUCAUAACCAUAUCGAUAGAUGCUCGAGGUUCGGGUUACUAUGGAUACGAAUACUUGUAUGCUGUCUAUAGAAAACUUGGAUACUAUGAAUCCUUAGACGCAAUCGCAGUAGCAAAAUAUUUACAGAAACAAUCAUAUGUCGAUCCUGAAAGGAUAGCUAUUUGGGGAUGGUCAUAUGGUGGCUUCUACUCUGCAACAACGCUUGCUAUGGCUGGCGAUGUUAUCAAAACAGCUGUUGCUGUAGCGCCAGUCACUGACUGGAGAUAUUAUGAUACUGUGUAUAGUGAGAGGUAUAUGGGGUUACCCACUGAAGAGGAUAACUUAGCCGGUUAUGAAAGGACUGCUGUCAUGGCAAGAGCGAAAGAUUUUGCUGGAAAAAACUUUCUUCUUAUACAUGGAACUGCAGAUGAUAAUGUUCAUUUUCAAAAUUCAGCGCAAUUAGUAGCUGCACUUAUAAAAAACAAAAUCAAAUUUAGAUCUCAAUAUUAUCCAGAUCGAGACCAUAGCAUACAAAGUGGCGGCCAUAUUUACUACCUUAUUGCCGACUACUUACUUGCUCAUCUCAAAGCAGGAAAAGUUCCAGGACAAUAUUAUGGCUUUAACUUCUAAAAAAAGUUUUACACAGACAAAGACCACGGUAUCAACCCGAGAAAUCAUCUGUAUAUAACUUUCGCUGAAUAUCUCGAACAAAAACUGCGCUUAUCGUCAUCCUAAAUUACGUGUAUAAUUUUAUAACUAUUCAUUUUUUAUAUUGAUAAGGUACCAUACCUACCAAAAAAUUACUUUUCCUCGUACUCGUGAAGAAUUUUUUUCCCAACUUUGACUGCAACGGUUAUUCAAAAAGCAAAAUAUUUGAAACGGAAAAAGUGCGACAAAAUCGCGCGAAAAUCUAUUUCAAAAACCUUGAACCGCGAAAAAAUUUGAUUUGCACGUAUAGUAAAUGUUUAUUUUGUAAAUGUUAAUAAAUUUUUUAUUUAUUUGUGUGUUGGGUUCAGUUGCAUUACAUCUGUAUUUUAGUAAAAACAUGGAGGAGUCAUCUAAUAGCAGUACUGUACCGAAGAGAAUGUACAACUUGUAGCAGACCUAUUUGUCUAUAUUUUUUUAUAAAAUUAAAAGUAACGAAGUACUAGCGGUAGAUUUUUUAAUUUAUGUCAUAACUCGCAGUAAUUUUUUUUGGUAACCGUGUAUUUAGUUUUGAUAACACAGAAUAUGAACGGG